Neurospora tetraspora is the source of this 1805-nucleotide messenger RNA. Its product is annotated as Metallo-dependent phosphatase-like protein. Gene Ontology annotation, cellular component: cytoplasm. NCBI's taxonomy places the organism in Eukaryota, Fungi, Ascomycota, Sordariomycetes, Sordariales, Sordariaceae. The transcript has 3 exons. The coding region runs from base 1 to 1683 and encodes 560 amino acids. Gene Ontology annotation, molecular function: hydrolase activity, acting on ester bonds. The record is from RefSeq and is a predicted model, not a curated record.
AUGGCUCUUCCUCACUGCCACCAAGAUCGAAAAGACCCCCGACACUUCUCACCCGAACUACCUCACCACACCAACCACCAACCCGCCAUCGAGUACCGCCGCCAUCCCCGACUUUGGCAGAGGCUCCUCGCCGGCUCUUCCUUCGUCGCCGCCGUAACCCUCUUUCUCCUCACCCUGCCCAACCAAACCCACGGCCAAAGCCAAACCCACAACACCCGCUCCUCCCUCUCCGAACCACCCCCCCUCACCUUCUCCCCCAGGGGUACCUCCAACACCUUCCAAAUCUCCAUCUUCGAAGACCUCCACUUCGGCGAAAACGCCUGGGAAGAAUGGGCCCUCUCCAAGACGCUUCCACCAUCCGGCGUGCUGGACUCUGAACCGCACACAGAUCUCGUCGUGCUUAAUGGGGAUUUGAUCUCGGGCGACAACACCUUUCUCGAAAACAGCACAGUAUAUCUGGACCAGAUCGUGGAACCGAUGGUGCGAAGGGGGUUGACGUGGGCGAGUACCGAUUAUAAUAUCUCGAGGGAGGGGUUGUUUGAGCAAGAAAAAAAGUGGUUGAGUUCGAGAACAAGAAGAAUGGUUAAUGACAAAGAGGUGGGGGUGACGAAUUAUUAUUUACCUGUUUAUCCCGCCGAGUGCCGGACCGGGAAACAGACAGAGGGGGGGAGGUCGUGGUAUCAGUGGGCGUCGUCGAGCACCCUACUAUCUCUAAACCUCCUCAACCAAAACCAAAACCAAAACCAAAACCAAAACCAGCAGACGACAGCCAGCGACUGCGAUACCACAACCCCGUCCCUAAUCCUCUGGUUCUUCGACAGCAGAGGCGGAAACAAAUACCAACAACAACAACAACAACAACAACAACAACAACGGGACUCCUCCACAACAACCAACCAAUUUCAACCUCUCCCCGAGCCCAACUGGGUCCACCAAUCCGUGGUAGACUGGUUCAAAUCCACCAGUGCUUCCAUCAGUGCCAAAGCCGGUCGACCCAUCCCAUCUCUAGCCUUCGUCCACAUCCCGCCUAACGCUUUCUUGGCUCUCCAACAAGGACAACAAGGACAACAAGGACAACAAGGACAACAAGGACAACAAGGACAGCAAGGAGGUGUAGAUGCACAUCGCCAACCGGGGAUUAAUGACGACCAGCCUCUUUCGCAGCAAGGGCAAGGGUGGUGUCCUGAUGGCGGCGAGGGUGAGGGCUGUGAUUAUGGUGAGCAAGACGUCCCCUUUAUGGAAGCCAUUGCUUCUACUCCCGGGAUGAUGGCACUUUGUUCGGGGCAUGAUCAUGGAAAUACUUGGUGUUAUAAGUGGGAUGGAGAAGAAGUUCCUGGUGUUGUUCGGCAGAAGGCUGUCACUGUCACUGGGGACGAAGGAGAAGGAGAAGGGGAAGAAGGAAACGGACAUGGACAUGGACGUGGACGUGGACAACGUGGAGUAGACCUCUGCUUUGGCCAGCACACUGGCUAUGGAGGCUAUGGUAGCUGGAUUCGCGGCUCUCGUCAGAUCGUUGUCGACCAAGAAGGUCUCGAGGAGUUUGCUAUCAGGACUCAUGUUCGACUGGAGAAUGGUGAGGUGGUCGGGGCUGUGACGCUGAAUGCGACGUAUGGACAGGAUAGCUAUCCGGUCACGACGAACGAAAAGACGCAUUUGUUGGAUCCGGCGCUGGAGGACUUUUAGGGGGUGUUUGUUCUUCUGUCUUGAUGAUUUAGUGCUUUAUUGAAAACGAGCGACGAUGAUAGAAUAUCAAAUUGGAUUCUACUUCGCAGACUGCCCAGUUCCAGAUCUCACUCAGCCUUGCU